AUGAUAGCCCUACGGACACCCAUCUCGCUCCUUCACCUCGGCGCCGCCGCCGCCGGCCAGAGGAAGCGAUGCACCGGAGGCCACAGGAGGCGCGGCCACGCGCAGCGCCGCCACUUGAGCGGGGCGCCCGAGAGCCUCUGGAGGCGCAGACCCCGCCCUCCCCGUUCUCCCGCGCCAACCGCCGCCGCCACCCGCAGCGAGUCCAACACCUCGUCGCAGCCACCGCCCCUUGAGAACGCUGCCUUCGAGGAGUACUACAAGGAGCAGCGAAUCGUUCGCGAAGAGGAGUGGGACGCCUUCAUGAGCGUGCUCCGGAGACCAUUGCCAGCCACUUUUAGGGUCAAUGCUAGCUGCCGGUUUUUGAAAGACAUUUGCUCCAGAUUAGAAAAUGACUUCAGGAGAUCUUUGGAAAAUGAGGUUAGUGAUGAAUGUGGAGAAUAUGCUCUCAGUCCCCUGCCUUGGUAUCCAGGCAAUCUUGCAUGGCAUUUGAACUUAUCUCGGAAGCAACUGAGGAAGAAUCCUGCACUUGAGAGUUUUCAUGAGUUUCUAAAGCACGAGAGUGAGGUUGGUAACAUAACCAGGCAAGAGGCUGUUAGUAUGGUGCCACCACUAUUUCUGAAUGUACAAGCUGGCCACCAUAUUCUUGACAUGUGUGGUGCUCCAGGAUCUAAAACGUUCCAGCUACUUGAGAUGAUUCAUCAAUCAAAAGAGCCAGGGCUACCUCCAACAGCGCUGGUCAUAGCUAAUGAUUUAAAAGUACAAAGAUGCGACGUCCUCAUCCAUAAUACAAAGAGAAUGUGCACUGCCAACCUGAUAGUGACAAACCAUGAAGCACAAAGCUUUCCCAGUUGUUCUCUUGCGAAGGAUGAUUCAGAAGCUUACAAAGAUCACUGCAAACCACAAAGGCUAGAAUUCGACCGUGUACUAUGUGAUGUCCCCUGUAGUGGUGAUGGAACACUCCGGAAGUCUCAUGACCUUUGGAGAAAGUGGAGCUCAAGCAUGGGGAACGAAUUUCAUCUUCUCCAAGUAAACAUUGCUAUGCGUGGUAUUGCCUUACUUAAAGUGGGUGGUAGGAUGGUUUACUCAACUUGCUCAAUGAAUCCUGUCGAAAAUGAAGUUGUUGUAGCCGAGCUUCUCCGGAGAACUGGAAGCUCUGUUGAACUACUUGAUGUUUCUAAUGAGCUACGAGAAUUGGUCCGCCGCCCUGGACUUAGCACUUGGAAGGUGAAUGAUAGAGGAUCUUGGUUUCAGACUUAUGAAGAUGUUCCUGACAGUAGGAAGAAUAUAAUAUUGCCUAGCAUGUUUCCUUCAAGGACAAGCAUCCACGAAGGCCAUACAGUGUAUAACAGCUUUGAUGUUAAUUCAGAGUACAAUGUGCCGUUCUCAAGAAAUUUCAACAUUGGAGAUACAAACAAUGUUAAUUGUGAUACAGGUGGCAUUUCAAAUAGUAAUUCUGUUCAAAGCUUGGGUUCAAAAUUUCCUCUGCAUCGUUGCAUGAGAAUUGUUCCUCAUGACGAAGACGGUGGGGCAUUUUUCAUUGCAGUUAUUCAUAAACUGUCCCCGUUGAAUGAAAACCAGGUGAUCAAGGUGAGAAAAACUGAGAACCUGCUAUCAACAAACAGGACAGUGAAACUUCAGGAGCAAUGUCAGCAUAGAAUUGUUUCUGAAGCUCUUGAUGAUAAGAAGUUGCUUGAUGGACAGAAUAAAUUAAGCGUGGCCAACCAAACUUCAAAGGAUGACAACCGUAUUGAAGUUAAGGUGGUAUCUGAUGAUGUAGAAUAUAGUCAGACAGAAUCAGGCGAUAGAAGUCAUAGAAUGGAUAAGUUGGAUUAUCAACACAAGUGGAAAGGAAUUGAUCCAGUCCUAUUUUUCAAAGAUGAGGCUGUGAUAAAAAAUAUAGUAUCUUUCUUCGGUAUCGAGGAAUCGUUUUCACUAGAAGGUCAUCUGGUGACAAGAAGUACUGAUAAUGCAAGGAGAAUGUACUAUGUAUCAAAAUCAGUACGAGACAUUUUAGAACUGAAUGUACAAGUUGGUGAGCAGAUUAAAAUUGCUUCUCUUGGCGUAAAGAUGUUUGAAAGGCAUAGAUCAAAGGAUGGAUGUUCAUGUGCAUAUAGGCUAUCUUAUGAGGGGCUGUCAUUGCUCUUCCCAUACAUGAGGAAGCGGAUACUACACGCAUCUCCAGUCGACUUCCAGCAUCUUUUACAAUAUCGAACCAUUAACUUUGCUUGUUUUGCCGAUGCUAGAUUCGGGGAGGAGGCUUCAUCUUUGAUGCCUGGUUGCUGCGUUGUAGUGCUGCGUGAAGGGUGUCAAGUUGCGGAUUCCAUAGCCAAGGACCCCUCCCCAAUCGCCAUUGUUUGCUGGAGAGGAAAGGCGACUAUGAAUGUUUUGGUUUCUCCGGCCGAUCGGAAGGAACUGCUAGAAUAUCGCUUUGGGUUCAAAGCAUUCAAAGUCGAAGAUGAGAAAUCCAACAAAGAAAUCGAUGCAUUAGCUGAAGGGAGCCUAUAA
Molecule: messenger RNA, 2505 nt
Organism: Triticum turgidum subsp. durum (durum wheat)
Lineage: Eukaryota; Viridiplantae; Streptophyta; Magnoliopsida; Poales; Poaceae
Source: the annotation of a GenBank genome assembly